Phragmites australis (common reed) is the source of this 1779-nucleotide messenger RNA. RefSeq names its product signal peptide peptidase-like 1. Gene Ontology annotation, cellular component: Golgi-associated vesicle membrane; cytoplasmic side of endoplasmic reticulum membrane; lumenal side of endoplasmic reticulum membrane. NCBI's taxonomy places the organism in Eukaryota, Viridiplantae, Streptophyta, Magnoliopsida, Poales, Poaceae. Bases 467 to 1582 code for a protein of 371 amino acids. The transcript is spliced from 5 exons. Gene Ontology annotation, biological process: membrane protein proteolysis. The record is from RefSeq and is a predicted model, not a curated record. Gene Ontology annotation, molecular function: aspartic endopeptidase activity, intramembrane cleaving.
AAGAGGAUCUCGUUCCUCGCCGGCAGCCGGGGUCAUCUUCUCAUCCCCUUUCUCGUGCCACCGAUUUGUGGUUCCGGCUGUCAUCCAGCACCUCGCCGGCAGCCGGGUCGUCAUACCACCCCUCAUCCCGGCACCCCAGCCCCCUCGUCCAUCGUUAGUCAACUCGGACCAAUGCUCCUUGCCUGACCGCGCCGCCGAAACCACUCUCCAGCACGCACGUCUAAUUCCACCAAAGUCUUCUCUCCCAGGCCUAACCCUCCCCAUCCCCCUCCUCUUCUACUGGUUCUGGACUGGAGUGGAGAUCCAUCCGGACUCGGAUCGACUUCUUCCUUUGCUGGUUCUUCUUCCUCAGCUGGCGCAAGAUCCGUUUCACUUGGCCGCCCCAUUGGACUACCCAAGCAGGUUGAUGAUCCUUGGGUGAGUCAGAGGAUAGAAUAAGGGUGAAUUGUGGUUGAUUUUUCAUAGGAUGGAAUCCUUGUGGAAACUGACCUACUUGCUCGAGCCGGCAUCACUUGCUCUCAUUGGCACAGCCAUUUCUGUGGCCUAUGCAUCAGCAUCACGUGCUCUGGACUAUGGCAAGGAGAUGGAGAGGAACUUGGACUUUUCAGAGGCUUCCAUCACAUUGAAUCGUUCACAAGCUCUAAUGAUUCCCCUUGUGAGCUCGUGCAGUCUGUUGCUGAUGUUCUAUCUGUUCUCAUCUGUAUCACACCUCAUGACGGCUUUUACUACUGUGGCCUCAGCGAUGGCACUCUUCUUUUGUCUGUCUCCAUACAUAACCUACCUCAAGUCGCAAUUCAAUCUAACGGAUCCUUACGUGUCGAGGUGCUGUUCAAAGUCAUUUACCCGGUUGCAAGGUUUGCUGAUGCUGUUCUGCAUAGGCACGGUGUUAGCCUGGUUGGUAUCAGGGCAUUGGUUGCUAAAUAACCUACUGGGGAUUUCCAUUUGCAUAGCAUUUGUCAGCCAUGUGAGGCUUCCCAACAUAAAGAUCUGUGUGUUGCUUCUUGUCUGCUUGUUUGUGUACGAUAUUUUCUGGGUGUUCUUCUCAGAGAGGAUUUUUGGAGCAAAUGUCAUGGUCUCUGUUGCCACUCAGAAGGCAUCUAAUCCUGUUCACACAGUAGCAAACAAACUCAGCCUACCUGGAUUGCAGUUAAUUACAAAGAAACUAGAGCUUCCAGUGAAGCUCAUCUUCCCCAGGAAUUUGUUGGGUGGGAUUGUUCCAGGAAGCAGUACUGGUGACUACAUGAUGCUUGGCCUUGGAGACAUGGCCAUUCCAGGGAUGCUUCUAGCUCUUGUGCUCUUUUUUGAUAACCGUAAGCAUAAGGAUGUGAAUGUUCCAUCAGACGUGUCUCCCUCAAAACGGCGGAAUUACUUGUGGUAUGCCCUAAUAGGGUAUGGCAUUGGCUUGGUAGCUGCAUUGGCUGCUGGGAUCUUGUCUCAAUCUCCCCAGCCCGCCUUACUGUACCUGGUGCCAUCGACGCUGGGGCCUGUCAUGUACUUGUCAUGGUUAAGGAACGAGCUAUGGGAGCUGUGGGAAGGGUCAGGGUCGAUUCUAAACGAGAAGGCUCGUUUGUUGGAGGUCUGAGAUCUAAGGGGACCUUAAAAAUCUCAGCCGCCUGUGAUGUAACCUAAUUAAAGAUACUGCAGUUCCUCAUACCGAAGGGGAAUAUUUUUAAGCUAUAAUGGUCUAGUAAUGUAAGGUUAUACCCUGUUAUCCUCGCAAGAGGAAACAGAUGUAUCACUUAACUGCCUGUAAUAGAAAGGUUCAUUUCAUUUCUUAAA